Xiphias gladius (swordfish) is the source of this 3614-nucleotide messenger RNA. RefSeq names its product TRAF family member-associated NFKB activator (gene tank). The record is from RefSeq and is a predicted model, not a curated record. Bases 261 to 1286 code for a protein of 341 amino acids. Lineage: Eukaryota; Metazoa; Chordata; Actinopteri; Istiophoriformes; Xiphiidae. The transcript is spliced from 8 exons. Gene Ontology annotation, biological process: canonical NF-kappaB signal transduction.
UUCUGAGCUCCGCGCUGAUUGGCCAGAGUCGAGUAAAGGCGGAAGUCUACAGACAAGGGGGAUUCCCCGAGGGAAGUUCCCAACUUGACUGGGCUAUGUAAAACAUACAUUGCAAUAUCCUCCCCGGCUCUACAAAACGUCGCAGACGAAGAUCAGGCGGCGACGCUGCGGCGGUGUCGAGGCAACAAAUUCGACUUUAGCUGUUACUCGAAUGAAGGGCUCAUGUCUGCUGUGUCAGUGAUGUUUGUGGAGCACACGGUAUGGAAAGGAACAUCGGAGACCAGCUCAACAAAGCUUUUGAAGCUUAUCGCCAGGUCUCCAUUGAAAAGGACAAUGCUAAAAAGGAGCUGCAGAAAAUGACUGAAUAUUAUGAGGGAUACACUCAAACACUUCAAAAGCAGAUAGAGGACCAGCAGCAGUUGAUUUCAAAACUUCAAGCUAAGUUGUCAGCAACAAGGCAACCAUCAGGAGAGAUGAAAUGUGAGCCUUGCAACCAUCUCCUUGAUGGGGCCAGUGCUUAUAGGAUAAAACAGUACCCGGAGAAUAUGGGCACUGUUGCUGUUGCUCCUAAUUUGCCAGUCAACAGCAGCGUUGACUACCAGGACAUGCUGGAUGUAUUUGAAGUGAUUCAAGGGAAAUUCCGGCAGAUUCGGUCUCUAACCCAAAGACAAAAAGAUCACCUAAAAAGAUUCCAUGGAAGAAACGAUACUUCAAACGAUCAGCAGUUCUCCAUGCCCAUCCAGUGCACAGACCGUACAGCAGAGGCAGAGAGACCCUUUUCCUCAGUGCUAAGGUUAGCAGUGGAAAUCCCACACCCACCCACGUCUCUUGCAUCCCGCGGCGCCAGCCCUGAGGACAGGGACUUAGUAGACUCUCUCACCAAACUCAGUGUCAAAUUCCCGCCCUCUGCGGACAGUGAAUAUGACUUCCUGAACAGUGCUCCAGAGAGACACAUUGGUCUCACCAUGCCCAUGAAGCCGCCUCUCAGUAGCGUCCCCUCCGCAAUGACAGAGGAGGAGCCCGUGGAACUGCCCAUGCCUUUUGUCUACCCUGCCUCCCCCUCCCCCUCAACAUCUUCUUCGCUCUCCCAGGAUAAUGUGCGGGGACCCCAGCAGCCUCUCUGGAGCCCUGAGCUGUGUGAUGCAGUUGACGUGGGGACAGAGCUGGCGACGCCUCAGAGCAGCAGUCCUGAUAAAUGUGCUUUCUGCCACGCUGUGGUUCCUCAGGACCGAAUGAACAGCCACCUCUACUCGCAUUUCUCUCAUAAGAAUGAAGCUGGCAAUUGACAGUGGAAGCAGAGAGUGACGGGCCAAGGCCUCAACUACUCCAAAACUUUACUGUAUUCAUGGUCUGCCAUGGUCCUGCCUGCCAUGAAGUACAUGCGCUGUACUGCAUUUGAAAUGACACUGCAAUAAGACUUGAAUCCAUUUAUUUAAUAUUGAAGAAUUGAAUGGUACACUUCCUUGCCCAUUAUAUUUUUCUAGUUUUGCGCUGAGAUUUUACUAUAGUAAGUGACGAUGAUGCAUAAUAUGGUAUAUAUGAGCAAAUAAAGCCGACAUUUACUCUUGCAACAUUUUUAUCAUUUGAAUCGUUUUCAACAUGCAAACAGAAAACACAAUGGGAUUCUCUGUGUAUCCAUCUAUAAAGACAUCAGGUGGACAGUAUGUGUAUAUAUUAACAUUAUUUUCUUGAGCGUAUUUAUAUAUUUUUUAUUUAAAAACAUAAUUUGCAUUUAAGAAAUGCAACAAUUGACAUUCAUUCUUCGGCAAAUGAAGAUUUCCUUGCUACGUUUAAAUUUUUGAGGAUUUCUGUUGAAAUAGCUCUGCCCCCUUUUUACGUUGGCAUCAGGAUUUUAUAUCUCAUAGAACAGCCACGUGUUAUGUAUUAGACAUGCCAACAAUAUGCAUCGAAUCACUCAAACAUCAAGCAAUCAGGCUUUCCUCGAAUGGUGGACAUGCUGAUUAGCACUAUUUUCACUUGAAUUCCUGUUGUUCUUCUAUGUUGUAGACCGGGAUAUUUUGAAGCAACUGUAUGUCAUUAUUGAUGCAGAGUAGAAAAUAUUUAUAAUUUUGAAAUAAGUUUAAAGUUAGCAUGGCAUGUGUUCAUUAAAAUUGUCUAAACAGAUGGCAGCACAUAACAUUAGGCACAAACUCAUUGUUCAAUUAGUUGUCCAAUUACCUUAUACCUUAUUUGUGUAAUGGUUUUACCUUAUGCAAUAUUAUAGUGUAUUUAUGUAAGCAACUUUAAUUUAAUGGUUAAAUUAACAUAAUAUGACGUUUUUCUCAAUUAUGCCAUUCACACUGUAGUUAUAAGACGUUCUAGGUAUGCCAGUUUUAUAGGGUACAUUUUAAUAAUUAUGAAAAUACAGACAAUUUAACAAAAUGUUAAAGUAGUUCAGUAAAGUACUGACCAGUGAAAUACAGGUAAUCAUAAUUUGGAAAUAGAACAGAUGAGAAGUCAUUCACUGUCUGUUCAUUGUGUGAAAGUACAUCCUUUAGAGUAUAUAAACCAAUCAUUUGACUAAACCUGAGUCUUUUUCUAAACAGCAGCAUCCGUUUCUGAUUUCUGCAGUAUGUAUUCACACCUUUGCAAACAAUUGCAGUGAUUUUCACCAUUCAGUGUGGUGAUGUCUAAAGAAACGGAGACGCUGUGAGUGUUGUGCAGAGAGGACAUUUCAGCCCUUCAGCUAUGGGUUGGUAACACUUGUGCUGAGAACAACCUUUUUUUUUUUUUACUUUACAAGUGUUAGGCAUUAUAACUCACUUCCAAUAAUCAAAUACUGCCUAAUAGACAGAUUGAUUUGUUAUUUCAACCUUAACUUAUAUUUGGCACGGAGCAUUUAACGUUUUUAUAAAUACUGUAGCUCAAAAGGGUGUAAAAAUGUGAUGUUAUAAUGCUAUCUACUGUCCCUACUAAUGAGUCAUUAGACUGAAAUAGAAGAGGACCACUAAAACACACUACAUCAUCUACAUGAAGGAAAAGACUGAAUGUACAUGCCAUUUUGUGUAUUUACAAAGGUGAAUAUUACUUAUUUAUCUAUAUAAUGUGACACACAUAAUGCAUGUAUAUUUUAGAAUGAUGUAAACCACAUAAUUCUACAUUUCACAUCACAUCGUGGACACUGAGGGGUGAAUUUAUUCAGAUUUUUUUGGCAAAUACUUAUCACUAAUGAUCCUCUCUGGUUAAUCUGUGAAGAGUCAAACAUUGUGCAGCCUGCAAGCUUUUCUCUCUGGGAUCAUGAACAGCUGCUUGCACAUAAUUAUGUUGUCAUUCAUUGUUAUUUGGAAGAGGAAACUCAUACUGACAGCUAGGAUUUUUUUUGUGUACGUGUGUGUGUAUAUUUCUGUACACUGUGCAUUUACUUGCUUGUGUGUACAGUAAUGUGAACUGUUUGAACUAGCUCUGAGGCAUUGUUAUUGCAAUACUUUCCAGUAAAAUAUCAGAUAUAUGUGCCGUCUUUCUCCUUGGGACAUUUUCUGCCAGACGGAGUACAUUUGAAAUAGAUUUAGGAGCUAUAAAAAAGGAAAGAGGACAAAAAAGGAGAGGGAUAUGGAUUGAGACGGAGAAGUAGCAGGCUGAUUACAAGGUGUCAAAAUUGCCAGGAGCAAGAAGGU